AUGGCGACGACCUCUGACACUAGAGGGAAGUGGGAAAAAAAAAAUCUAAAGAUGAAGGCAUUUCAGACCAUCUGCAGGCAGCUUAAAAGUUCAAAGGGGUUUUCUGUAGAACCAGCCUCCCAUGUGGUUUUCUCCACUUCCUCUUAUUUGUGUGGCCGGAAGAAAAAAGUGAACCCCUAUGAAGAAGUGGACCAAGAAAAGUACUCUGAUUUAGUAAAGUCUGUCUUGUCAUUCAGAGGCCAUGCUCAGACUCCAGAAUCAUUGUUUAAGGAAGAUGCUUUACUCUAUGGACCUGUGAGUAAGUGUAAGGCCUCAAAGCAAGAAGAGGAAGCAGGAGUUCCACAAAACUGGUUUCCUCUCUUCAAUCCAGAGAAAAGUGUAAAACCAACUGCAACAAGUGAUCCUACAAUUCCUUUGAAAAUCCCUUUGCAAAGGAAUAUGAUACCAAGUGUGACCCGAGUCCUUCAGCAGACCAUGACAUCGGAACAGAUUUCCUGUUUGGAGAGGUGGAAACAGCGCAUGAUUUUGCAACUGGGAGAAGAUGGCUUUGCAGAAUAUACUUCAAACAUGUUUUUACAAGGGAAACAGUUUCAUGAAGCCUUGGAGAGCAUACUUUCACCCCAGGGGAACUUAAAAGAGAGAGAUAAAAAUCUCGACUCUGGCUAUGUCCAAAGUGUCCAGCACGUUUUGAAAGAUGUCAGUGGAGUGCGGGCUGUUGAAAGUGCUGUUCAACACGAGACCCUCAAUUAUAUAGGUCUGCUGGACUGUGUGGCUGAUUAUCAGUAAGGGCAACUGUGUGUGAUUGACUGGAAGACAUCGGAGAAACCAAAACCUUACAUCCGAAAUACAUUUGACAACCCACUGCAAGUCGUGGCAUAUGUCGGUGCCAUAAACCAUGACUCCAACUACAGCUUUCAGGUUCAGUGUGGCUUGAUCGUGGUGGCCUACAAAGAUGGGUCCCCUGCCCACCCACAUUUCAUGAACGCGGAGCUCUGUUCCCGGUACUGGGCAAAGUGGCUUCUUCGACUAGAAGAAUAUACGAAGAAGGAAAAGAACCAGGAUAUUCAGAAACCACAUUAGGGGGCAGGCUGCUGUUUGGGAACAGUCAGCACUUGCUCAGAGUUUGGGAAGACAUACCACUAUCUACUGUGAUCUCAAAGGAGGUACCACAGGAUCUGAGAGCUGCAUUAACAAGAGCAGAACUAGUAAUUUGCUGAAAUGUAUUGCAACCAAACAAAAGCAGAAAAGUUAAAUUUAAGGAGCCGGAAUUCCACACAUAAAAGACCAAGGGAGCUACCUCUGACUGGCAUUUAGCUGAAAGAAAAACCAGCAGGAUUGGCUCAGUGUUGGUGGUUCUUGGAAAUCACCCCCUCCCACCCCCGACCCCCUGCAUGGCCUUUCUGUGUCGCGGGCAGGAUGCCCAGUCUUUGAACUGAGAGGCAGAGGGCUCAGCGUGCUGGACAUUUCCCCAGGGCACAGCAAGAGGGAGGGACAUACACCCCAGGGCAGGGGAUGAGAGGUCACAUCAGCCAACCACCACAGCCAGUGUAGUUUUCUAAAACUUGUUUUAUAUAUUGGGGUUCUUGAUACUGCAUUUGGGGAAAGAAGGUUCCAUUUAACAUUUUUGAAAAAGAUUCCUUCCCCUCAAGUAAACAUUGCUCUCAGGAGAGAUGGAGCACGUGCACCAUCUCAAUGGCAGUACCCUUUGGCCUCCCCCAAAUAACCCUCAGAAGUAGUCAGGCUCCCGUCUGAGAAUUGUAACUAUAGGUAUUUUGGUAGCUAUGCUCUGGCUUGAGUCAAGGAAUUGCGUACAUGGAGAAAAUGUAUUGUUUGUGGAGUUUUUCGGCUAUGGGGAACAAUAAUAACAUCCGUUUUUUUCUGUGUUUGAUAAGUACUAAAAUUGACUAGUUGUCACUGAGUUUGGGAAAGUUAAAUAAAUGCCCACUACAGUCCUAGAGAAGGCUCCCUGUUAUAUGGAGUAGGUUAGCAUUUAAGUUACAGUUGCUGUAGUAAAAUAGUAGAGUGCUACAAUCAUUUUUUUUUCUUUCAUUAGCCAUUAUAAGAAAUAAAAUAUAAGAUGUAAGUAAUAA
Messenger RNA from Sus scrofa (pig), 2090 nucleotides. The record is from RefSeq and is a predicted model, not a curated record. Lineage: Eukaryota; Metazoa; Chordata; Mammalia; Artiodactyla; Suidae.